CGGGAGUGUCUGCGUUUGUGUAUUCGGCGGUUUUGGGUAGAAGAAACCAGGAUUUGAUGAUCAACUACCGGCCGCACAACAUUUCCACUGUGUUCUUGGGAACAGCGUUAUUGUAUGUGGGGUGGCUCUUUUUCAACGGGUUUAGUUGUGCCAAUGCGUCCGUCAAGGUACCGUAUUCCAUGAUGAAUACCCAUUUGACGGCUGCGUUUGGGGCCAUUUCUUGGUGUUUAUUGGAUUUUAGAUUGGAGAAGAAAUGGUCCAUGAUGGGUAUUUGCUCAGGAACCAUUUCGGGAUUGGUGGCCGCCACUCCCGCCAGUGGGAUGAUUCCGUUGUGGGCCUCGGUAAUCCUUGGGGUUGUCUCGGGAGUUGUGUGUAACUUGUCCACUCAAAUCAAGUAUGUUUUACGGGUGGACGACUCGUUGGAUGUUUUGGCAGAGCACGGAAUCGCUGGAAUAGUGGGACUUCUCUUCAACGGGAUCUUUGGUAGUAGUACUGUCAUUGGCUACGACGGCGUGACCGACCAUGCUGGAGGGUGGAUAGACCAUAACUGGAAACAGUUGUAUGUUCAAAUUGUCUACAUCUUAGCCACCGCUGCAUAUUCUGGAGGAAUGACAUUUGUGCUAUGUUUUACCAUCAACAAGAUUCCUGGCUUGCACUUGCGGGUUGACUACCACGGCGAGGAGGUGGGAAUCGAUGAGGACCAAAUCGGCGAGUUUGCCUAUGACUAUGUGGAAGUUAGAAGAGACUUUUUAUCGUGGUCCGACCCCAAUGGUUCCGGUGAACGGUCGGUGGUAGAAGAAGUAGGUCAGGAGCUGCAGCAGCAGGCGGAUAAGGAGGCCGAUGUUUACGAAGCCAAGCCCGAGUCGUCGGAGUCGGUUGACAACUCGACGAAUAACGAAUUAAAGCAAGAGUAGUAAUGACGAUGUUCAUGUAUAGCAUAUAGCAAUGGACAGUACGAAUACAAGGUCGCGCAGUGGGACACUGGGCUGGGGCAGGGCAUCUGGCGACAUCUGGCGACAUCUGGCGACAUUUUAUAUCUCUCCGCUGGUCCUAUCCCGGUUUCGCUUGACUCAUCGAAAAAUUUUCAAAUCAUAUAAAUCGCACCUUCCCCAAGUUUUACAACUUUCUUCACAACCAUGUUAUCUCGUAAUUUCAGGGCCUGCCGUCGCCUUAGACUUAGAGUCGCUGCUGCUCCUACCCUGUUCAACAGGUCCAUUACCAAAACCUCCCACACAAAUGCAACCAUGAGUGCUGCAGCCGCUGCUGCAAGACCUACUCCAGCGCCUUCUUUCAAUCAACAACCGGCCACAGACAAAAAGCCCGAACCGGUGCCCGAACUCCUCAUGGACGACUCGUUCAUCGGGCUCACCGGUGGUGAAAUCUUCCAUGAAAUGAUGUUGAGACACAAUGUUGACACUGUUUUUGGCUAUGCGGGAGGUGCCAUUCUACCAGUGUUUGACGCCAUAUACAACUCAGACAAAUUCAAGUUUGUUUUACCCAGACACGAGCAGGGUGCCGGCCACAUGGCCGAAGGGUACGCCAAGGCCAGCGGGAAGCCCGGUGUGGUGCUUGUGACAUCUGGCCCCGGUGCCACGAAUGUCAUUACUCCUAUGGCAGAUGCAUUGAUGGAUGGAGUACCGUUGGUGGUAUUCACAGGCCAGGUCGCCACCACCGCCAUCGGAACCGAUGCUUUCCAAGAGGCAGACGUGGUAGGAAUCUCCCGUUCGUGUACCAAGUGGAACGUGAUGGUAAAGAACGUGGCUGAACUCCCACGUCGGAUCAAUGAGGCGUUUGAAAUCGCCACUUCUGGACGUCCAGGACCGGUUCUUGUGGACCUUCCAAAGGACGUCACCGCCUCGGUUUUACGGGACAGCAUUCCAAUAAAUACGACUCUUCCUUCAAAUGCGUUGUCCCAGAUCACCAGAAAAUACGCCAACGAGUUCACCAAGGAGGCCAUUCGCAGGGCUGCUUCUCUUAUCAACAGAGCAAGGAAACCGGUUUUAUACGUGGGAGGUGGUGUUUUAAACCACCCAGACGGUCCAAAAUUGGUGCAAGAAUUGAGUGAUAAAGCACUUAUUCCUGUAACCACUACUCUCCAAGGUCUCGGAGCUUUCAAUCAAAACGAUCCAAAGUCUCUUGACAUGUUGGGUAUGCACGGUAAUGCUGCUGCCAACACUGCCAUGCAAAGUGCCGACUUGAUCAUUGCUUUGGGUGCUCGUUUUGAUGACAGAGUCACUCUCAAUGUGUCCAAAUUCGCACCAGCUGCCAGAAAGGCUGCUGCUGAAGGCCGUGGAGGUAUCAUUCAUUUUGAAAUCUCCCCCAAGAACAUUAACAAGGUUGUAGAAGCCACCGAAGCCAUUGAAGGAGAUGUCACUGCUAACCUUAAGAAAAUCCUUCCUCUUAUCGACUCGAUCAAAUCGCGUUCAGAAUGGAUGGGCCAAGUGGCUGAGUGGAAAGAAAAAUACCCUUACGCUUACUUGAAAGAAGAACCAGGUUCUAAGAUCAAGCCUCAAACCUUGAUAAAGGAAAUCUCCGAGCAAUCGGCCACCUACGGCCGUGAAGUCAUUGUCACCACCGGUGUGGGACAACAUCAAAUGUGGGCUGCUCAGUAUUUUACCUGGACCAAACCUCGUACCAUGAUCACCUCGGGUGGCUUGGGAACUAUGGGUUUUGGUUUGCCUGCUGCUAUUGGUGCACAAGUUGCUAAGCCAGAUGCAAUUGUUAUCGACAUUGAUGGAGAUGCCUCUUUCAACAUGACUUUAACUGAAUUAUCCUCUGCGGUGCAGGCAGGUGCUCCGAUUAAAGUGGUUGUUUUGAAUAAUGAAGAACAAGGUAUGGUCACCCAAUGGCAAUCCCUUUUCUACGAACACAGAUAUUCUCACACCCAUCAAACCAACCCAGACUUCAUGAAGUUGGCUGACUCUAUGAAUGUUAAGGGUAUCAGAAUUACUGAACAAGCCGACUUGAAGGCUGGCAUCAAAGAAUUCUUAGAAUACAAUGAUGGUCCUGUUUUGUUGGAAGUGGUUGUAGAGAAGAAGGUUCCAGUCUUGCCUAUGGUUCCUACUGGUAAGGGAUUGGAUGAAUUCAUCGUUUACGAUGAAGAAGUUGAAAGACAAGAAAAAGAAUUAAGACACCAAAGAACUGGUGGUAAGCAUUAGGGUGUAUAUUAGAAUUAGGACUUUCAAAAAUUCAAAAUAUAAGUUUAUCUCGACUUUUGGUAUCAGUUUUUCUAGUUAUGCUAUAGUUGGCUCCCAAAAGUCAUUGAUCAAAAAAAAUAGAAGCCCAAUGCGGGGAUCGAACCCGCAACCUUUUGAUUAAGAGUCAAAUGCUCUACCGAUUGAGCUAACCAGGCACUUCGUAAACGCUAAACACUCAAAAUUCUUAAAGCGAGUUUAAGAGUCUGGUCAGACUAACGUAAUUAUAUUGUCUUCUUCUUUGGCACAAGUGUGCUAUGUGUAGUAUAUUUCGUAGUGUUAUACAUUUCAUGACAAAGAAUCUUAUUAUGAACUGGCUUGAUGGUGACUUCAAAUCGGGUAAAGCAUAAGUGUUCCUAAACCUGAAACAGGUCACGAGGAAGCCGCAGGAUGCAAAAUUUUUUUCCACAUCUCGGGAGCGAUGACCUAGAGACUAAGAUAUUUAUAACGUAGUCUCCCAUUAGAUUAGCCAUUCUACCACUGUGACCCAUUGUCAGUGAUAUGAAAAUGUAAAUCGUGGCUUCAAGAUGCUUUUGACUUAAAAUAACAAGUGAAUUAAUAGUUAAUAUCUGAGAACAUAAAUAUGGGGUUUACCGCUUCAUUAAAAUAGCCAUAACACUCUCUGAUCUCUUCCGAAUUCCUUCUAAACUCUGAACAAGCAAUCCCAUGAUGGCAUGAGCUGAAUGGUAACAAAAAAAAAGAAGAAAUAGCCCAAUGCGGGGC
Messenger RNA from Yamadazyma tenuis ATCC 10573, 3917 nucleotides. The record is from RefSeq and is a predicted model, not a curated record. Lineage: Eukaryota; Fungi; Ascomycota; Pichiomycetes; Serinales; Debaryomycetaceae.